UGACGCUCAUUCUUUUCUUGUGCGUGGUAACAGUCGCACGCGCGCUCAGCAUAAUGCCAAAAUACAAGAGCAAGAUACGGAAAAUUGAAAGUCAAGAAAAAGUGCGGCGAAGAAUCAUAUCUCCAAUAGAUUCGUCGUCCGACGAAGAUGAUACCGGACCGAACCAAUCCUGCCGUGAUUCAAACUCGAAAUCGCCAGAAAUUACAUCAGGCUAUAUACAAGAAGCGCGGCUGGUACCUGCCAACCCCAAUCAAAAUCAAGAUUUAGAUGCACCUAGCUUGCGAGAGGUCGCCGCCGCUAAUGCCACGCCUGAUUUGGACCCGGAAAUAAUAGCUGCUCUCGGAGACUCCACGUCCGACGCUCCCGAUUACGGUGAAAAUAUUCAUGACAAUUUAGCGAAGUUGUGGCUUCCUUUGUUAAAGAAAGGCAUUCACAAAGACAUUAAAGACAAAUUGUUAAAAGACUACCUAGCUCCAGACAACUGUAUACUCUUGCAAGCGCCCAAGCUGAAUGCGGAGAUUUCCGCUGCUGUACCGGACAUGGUGCGAUCUCGUGAUAAAAUCCUCUUUAUGUCGCAGCAACAGCUGGGUUCGGGUAUCACGGCCAUCAAUAUGGGCAUGCAGUCGCUCCUACAAAGUGACGACAAAGUGAAGGACCUAAAACAUUUGAGCGACGCUUGCCAGCUGCUGUGCGACUCGCAUCAUGGAUCAUCUCAAAGUAGAAUAAAAUUGCUAAGUUCUAGUCUUGAUAAAUCUAUUUUACAAAUAGUAAACGAGUCAGAGCGAGACGAGACAUUAUUCGGCACAACCUUGUCGGAAAAGAUUAAGGCAGCUAAAGCUAUCGAGAAGCAAGGUCUUUCUAUCAAAAAACGUGCUAAAUCACCUAAAUUAACUGCCCGUGCCCAGACAUCUAGGACCGACCGGCCUUCAACUUCCUACCAGGGAAACUGGCAUGCGCCACCCCGCUACCAGGCGAACAGGGGGGGGCGCGGAGUAUACAGGAGACCAACGGUCUUAUCAGCUCGCCGCCCUUACACAACACCAGCGCAGCCGCCACAGCGAACUGCGGCCCUGGACAAGCCUCGUGUCCUAGCGCAGAGUCGCCACUAGCACAGACACCAUCAUCCCUUACACAAGAGUCUUACCCUGGCUGCCGCGAGGCUCUGCGGCUGUCGUUCAUCCGGAAAGGCGCCUGUACGGAAUCAUCUAGACUGAUGUUGGCCUCGCUCUCUGGCAGUACUAUUAAACAAUAUAACACUUCAUUGAAGCUAUGGUGGCAAUAUUGUAAUGUACGUAAAAUUGAUGUUUUUGACCCCCCUAAAACUUCCAUACUUAGCUUCCUUACAACACAAUUUAACAGUGGUUGUGCGUAUGGCAGUCUAAAUUCUCACCGGUCAGCCUUAUCAGCAUUUAUAGGCAAUAAUGUUGGUUCCGACGAAUGCGUGAAACGCCUUCUUAAAGGGGCAUAUAGAUCAAGGCCCAUUAGACCAAAAUAUUCUAGUACCUGGGACCCUCAAGUGGUUUUAAAUCUAAUUGCUACAUGGUUUCCUAAUACUGAUCUCUCCCUGGAAAAAAUUACAAAAAAAACUUGCUAUUUCUUUGGCACUCUGUACCGCCCACAGGGUUCAGACGCUAUCCUUAAUCAGAUUAAAUAACAUAUCGUUCUCAGAGAACGGUGUCAAAAUAAUAAUAACAGACAUCAUUAAAACAUCUGCUCCGGGGAGAGAUCAGCCUGUACUAUUUUUGCCAUACUUCUCAGAAAACUUAAACAUAUGCCCAGCUACCGUUCUCUCAGAUUAUAUCUCUAAAACUAGAGAUUUAAGAUCUGAGGGAACUGGUAGAUUAUUAAUAACGUACAAGCGUCCCCAUACAGCGGCUACAACGCAGACCAUCAGUAGAUGGAUUAAGCAAGUACUGUCAGAGAGUGGCGUGGAUAUCAGUGCAUUCGGUGCGCACAGCACCCGCCACGCCUCUACUUCAGCCGCGAGCGCCGCUGGUGUUAGUAUCGAAACCAUUCGAAAGACUGCGGGUUGGUCAAGAUCGUCCCUCUCUUUCGCCCGAUUCUAUAACAGAAUGGUCAUGGACGAAACGGAAUUCGCCAGAUCAAUAUUCUUAAGAACCUAAUAUUGUCGAACUUUUGAUUUAUUGUAUUUUAUAUGAUUGUUUGAGAAUUGUAACUUGAUUAUAAGUAAUAAAAAUCAUAAUUA
Messenger RNA from Bicyclus anynana (squinting bush brown), 2206 nucleotides. RefSeq lists its product as uncharacterized. The transcript has 3 exons. Lineage: Eukaryota; Metazoa; Arthropoda; Insecta; Lepidoptera; Nymphalidae. Bases 54 to 1109 code for a protein of 351 amino acids. The record is from RefSeq and is a predicted model, not a curated record.